Salpingoeca rosetta is the source of this 1323-nucleotide messenger RNA. RefSeq lists its product as uncharacterized. The record is from RefSeq and is a predicted model, not a curated record. The transcript has a single exon. Gene Ontology annotation, molecular function: protein binding. Lineage: Eukaryota; Choanoflagellata; Craspedida; Salpingoecidae. Bases 1 to 1323 code for a protein of 440 amino acids.
AUGCGGCCGUGCUGUGUGAGCGCAAUUGUGCCUGCUGCUGUUGCGGUGGCGUGCGUGGCGUGGAGCUUGGCGCUGGUGACGACGACGACGACGGUGGCGGGCGUUCGUGGGGAGGCGGUCAUCGCGGAGGAUGAUGCUGGUGUGGUGCACAUCAACACGAGCGAACCGGCGAGCCAAUCCGUGUAUGUGAACGGGGUGGAUGUCGCGGAGCUGAUGGAUGUGGUGAGCAUGCAAGCUGGGACGCUGCAGGCACAGCAGCGGCGCGUGCAGGCCCUGUGCCAGAGGUUCAACCCGCCCAGCGUGGACACGACAUCCAUCCCAGACGCGGCGUCCGACCCGAGGUCUCGCGGGUGGCACGGCUUCGUGGCUGGGCCGGACGGCCUCCUGUACGGCAUCCCCUUUGCGUGGAACACAGUGCUCAUCGUGGACACGCAGACCAAGACCAUGGACCGAACGACCAUCAGCGGCGCAGAUGCUCCGGGCAACAAGUGGGGCAACGGGGUGCUUGACGUAGACACGGGCCUCAUCUUCGCCUUUCCGCACGACGCCGCCGCCGUGCUGAUCAUCAACCCCGCCACCAACGCCAUUGACACGAGCACCAUGGACGGGUUGCCCUCUGGUGGCGACAAGUGGCUGAGCGGCGUGCAGGCAGACAACGGGCUCAUCUACAGCGUGCCGUGGAGCGCGCCCAGUGUCCUGAUCAUCGACCCGAAGACCAACACCACGGACAUGUCCACGAUCAUGGGGCUUGGCCGCGAGUCCUUCAAGUGGUAUGGCGGGGCGCUGGCGCCCAGCAACGGCCUCAUCUACUGCAUCCCGCGCGCGGCUGCUGCCGUGCUCAUCAUCGACCCCAGCACCAACACGGUGGACAUGUCCAGCAUGGUGGUGGGCGCCGCUGGCGGCUCCAAGUGGACUGGCGGGGUGCUGGCGCCCAGCAACGGCCUCAUCUACGGGAUUCCCGCCAACGCACGUGCUGUGCUGGUGAUUGACCCGUCCACCAACACGGCCGACAACACCACGCUGCGCGUCCCUGUCACUGGUGGUGCCAGUGCUGCGAGCGGCGCUGGUGCAGAGGACAACGCCAGCCUGUGGUGGGGCGGCGUGCUAGCGCGCAACGGCCGCAUCCUUGGCGUGCCGUUUGCGGCGCAGUCCGUGCUGGUGAUUGACCCGGUCUCGCAGACGCUUGACACGACGACGCUGAGUGGGAUCCUUCCCGACAGCAACAACGACGACAAGUGGUGGGCUGGCGCCAUGAGCAACGGUCUCAUUGCCUGCACACCGCGCACAGGGGCUUCCGUCCUCUUCAUCAACCCUGGCUGCUAG